AUGGUCAUCCUCAAGACCCAAUCCGAGUUUGGAUACGCUCCUCCUCCGCAGACUCCCUACAGCGUCAUCUCCAACCUCCCCGGCUGGGACGUCGCCCGGGCCAUUCGUGAUGGUGAUCAUGGACCUUUGGAGAGGGUUGUUCACAUAUAUCCUCGCUUUGCACCCACGCACUUUUCCGCGCUGCUCGGUCAAGAGAUUGCAAAGUGCGUUGGUCAAGAGGGAAAAGCCGCUCUAGUCUACCUCAACCCGGCUCUAUGGCCUUAUACGCUCCGGCAUAUUACUCUCGAGAGUCGCGGCAAACAUCGCAUGAAAGCUGAGGAUGUAUCUCUCAGAUGCGUCGAGAUUGCGGGCCAUCGCGUGUACACCAUCUUUGUUGAGCCACAGCACAUGCCCACCAUGAUGCCCACAUGGCAGCACCCGGGCCUGGGCAUCUCUAUCCGUGGAGCAGAGCAUCUCUUGAAGGGGGCUGAUAGUAUCAAGGAAGUGUCUAUUGAGAGUGACGUUCUGCCGGCGCCAACAUGGACGCCCGAGGGUCCGGCGCAUCAGGGUAUCCGAGAGAGAAUCGUUGAACUCCUCAAGCGAGCCCCGUUGGACGUAGACAAGGUCAAGUGCGCGCCUGGCGACGUGUUUCUGUACCCAACAGGCAUGGCAGCCAUCUUCCAUUCGAGCAACCUCCUGAUGGAACACCGUCCUGGCACCAUCGUCGUUCUGGGCGUCAUCUUCCACAAUACCUACCACCACCUUAUCGAGGAGAGUCCCCACGGAUGGAAGCACUUUGGCCAGGUUGACAAUGAAGCUCUCUCAGCGAUGGAGGAGUGGCUUGAGGAGGAAAAGAAAGCCGGGAGGCCUGUCAGCUACGUGUUUGUCGAAAUCCCCGGAAAUCCUACUCUUGAUACCCCUGACAUGCACCGUCUGAAGAAGCUGUCUGAGAAAUAUGGCUUCGUCCUCAUCGUCGACGACACAGUCAGCGGCUUCGCCAACGUCGACGUCCUACCCCAGUCCGACUUUCUCCUAACAUCCCUCACAAAGUCCUUCAGCGGCCAGUCCAACGUCAUGGGCGGCUCCAUCGUCCUCAACCCUCUAUCGCCCAAGUAUGACGUCUUGAAGCCCUUGUUUAAAGAAACGCACCACAACGAGCUCUUUGCUUCGGAUGCAGAGGUUCUGCUGUCCAACUCGCACGACUUUCUCGAGCGCACAAAGAUCCUCAAUCGCAACGCUUUUGCUAUGGCCAAGUUCCUCCACGAUGCAAAGGAAGCCCCUGACUCGCCCAUCAUCAACGUGCAGUACCCAGGUCUCCUACCCAGCAAGCCCGAGUACGACGCCGUCAUGCGUCGGGGAACGCCCGAGCUCCCCGAGCCAGGCUAUGGAUGUCUCCUGACGGUUGAGUUCAGCGACGUUGAGUGCGCCAUGGCCUUCUAUCACCGCUGCGGCUUCUAUCCCAGUCCACACCUCGGUGGGCACGUUACAAUCAUGUUUGCUUAUAACAUGACUGUCUUUGGAAAGAAGGUCGAAGAGAGGGAGUAUAUGCGUGGCUUGGGCGUCAAGGAGGAGAGUGUCCGGAUUUCAGCUGGUCUUGAAGAUGAAGGUGACUUGAUUGACACCGUGAGGGAUGCUUUGGAGGCGGCUAUUGAGGCCAAGAGAGGAUCAAAGUAA
Messenger RNA from Fusarium falciforme, 1653 nucleotides. RefSeq lists its product as hypothetical. Bases 1 to 1653 code for a protein of 550 amino acids. Gene Ontology annotation, molecular function: pyridoxal phosphate binding; cystathionine gamma-synthase activity. The record is from RefSeq and is a predicted model, not a curated record. The transcript has 3 exons. Gene Ontology annotation, biological process: transsulfuration. NCBI's taxonomy places the organism in Eukaryota, Fungi, Ascomycota, Sordariomycetes, Hypocreales, Nectriaceae.